AUGACAAUCUCAUCCUCGACACCGCCGGGCCACGACACACAACCACUUCUUCGCGAUCGCUCCUCAGGAUCGCCACAAGGAGACGCAGCUUCACUAUUCUCCCUUCUUGACUCAAAGCCAACUUCUUCAGUAUCACGAAAAUAUCGUGAUACGGGCUCGCCUGCAUCAUACGAGUCGACUUCUAGUACCGACUCAACAUUACAGACCGACGAUCUAGUAGAACCUGAUGAGGAAGGUUCGAGGUUUUCAGAGUCGUUGAUAAGACUAUUCGGAAGGAGGGGAGGGAAGGAGAGAGCUCUAGAGCUGGACGUAGACGCAUGCGCGACGAGGAGAUCAGUGUUCGACGAUGACGUGUUGGCAAAACAUUAUUGGCCGAAAGAGGAUUAUGAAGGGUUUGAGAGGUUCGAUGUGUCGGCUCGAUGGUCAGUGAGGGAGGAGAAGGCAUUGGUAAGGAAGAUCGACUGGCAUGUGAUGCUAUGGGCGGGAGUGAUGUUUGCUUCGUUGAACAUGGAUCGAAGUAACCUUAUUCAAGCGAAUACGGAUAACUUUCUGGGCGACUUGGGCCUGACAACAGAUGAUUAUAAUUUGGCAAACAGCCUGUUUCGAAUAGCAUUCUUGCUCUCGGAGCUGCCCUCCCAAAUGAUAGCAAAGCUUAUUGGGCCAGAUCGAUAUGUUCCCAUCCAGAUAUGCCUGUGGAGUCUCGUCACUUGUUUUCAGUUCUUUCUCUCUGGUCGGCAAUCGUUUAUAUGGUGUAGAAUACUGAUUGGGUUUAUUCAAGGCGGCUUCAUCCCAGAGAUGGUCAUCUACCUUUCCUAUUGGUAUACGAAGACGGAACUCCCUAUCCGACUAUCAUUCUUCUGGAUGUCCUCCAACAUCGCCACAAUCUUGACGUCCUUCCUCGCGUUCGGAGUUUUGAACAUGCGUGGAUUCCUGGGGCAGGAGGGAUGGAGAUGGCUAUUUCUCGUCGAAGGCCUACUCACAUUCACUGUCGGGGUGGCAACAUUCUUCAUGAUGCCUCCAGGACCUGUGCAAACUAAGGCGUGGUUUCGCCCCGAGGGUUGGUUCACUCAUCGAGAGGAAGUUAUUUGUGUGACUCGGAUCUUACGAGAUGACCCUACAAAGGCGAGUCCAUACUAUGGUGACAUGCAUAAUCGAGAAGGAUUAACUCUGAAAAGGCUGUGGAAAGCGUGUUGUGACUAUGAUCUUUGGCCUCUAUAUAUCAUAGGCUUUGCGUUUGGUAUUCCUGUUGGCCCACCGACGUCGUACCUCACUCUCUCGCUCCGCAACCUCGGAUUCGACACAUUCACGAGCAAUCUCCUCACUAUUCCAUCCGUGACCAUAGGCCUCGUAACAGCAAUCACCAUCGUCACCAUCUCCGAGAAAGUCAACGAUCGCUCCAUAGUCGCUAUGGCCAUGGACCUCUGGGUCCUACCGUUCCUCGUAGCGCUGUAUUGGCUGCCAGAGGGUGUCAAUCCUUGGAUGACUUACCUUCUGAUGACGGGUAUGCUAUCAUAUCCGUACGUGCACCCGAUACAAGUGGCGUGGUGCUCGAGAAACUCGGGGGCUGUAGCGAGUAGAACUGUUAACGCAUCCCUGUACAACAUGAUGGUCCAACUGAGCGCCGUGUUUUCCUCCUAUAUAUACCGCGCCGAUGACGCGCCACAAUAUCAUCGAGGCAACUAUACCCUAAUCGUGAUCUGCUGCCUCAACCUCUUCGUUUUAUACCCCGGAACCAAACUGUACUAUACAUGGCGGAAUCGACAGAAGGCGAAGGUGUGGGAUCGGAUGACGCCUGAGGAACACUCGGCGUAUCUGCAGAUUACGGAGGAUGUGGGGAAUAGGCGGUUGGACUUCAGGUUUGCACACUAG
Stereum hirsutum FP-91666 SS1 is the source of this 1869-nucleotide messenger RNA. RefSeq names its product MFS general substrate transporter. Lineage: Eukaryota; Fungi; Basidiomycota; Agaricomycetes; Russulales; Stereaceae. Gene Ontology annotation, biological process: transmembrane transport. The coding region runs from base 1 to 1869 and encodes 622 amino acids. The record is from RefSeq and is a predicted model, not a curated record. The transcript is spliced from 18 exons. Gene Ontology annotation, cellular component: membrane. Gene Ontology annotation, molecular function: transmembrane transporter activity.